AAGUGGCAUUUGGGGUCUGAGCCCCUUCAGACAGGAUCCGAGAAGCCUGACUGCCCUUGGACCCGGCCUUCCUGCAGCGUGGGGCCCAGCCAGCCGGUGUCAUGAGACUUCCUCCUUGAAGCCUCCCUCUUGACUCAGACGCAUGCUCCUGUCCUUAGGAACUUGUAGAAUAAUUUCUGUUACUUGGAUAAAACGAGCCCCUCCCCGUCUCUGACAUUAGCACCUGGAGGGCAUGAAGGUGGCCCUGUGCCCCUUGCAGUGGGCCAGCCUCGCAGUGGGUGCACAGCCAGCGUGGGACAGUUGGGGCUUUUCCUCCUGACCAGCUGCAGAAAGCAAGGAGGAGAUGGCCACCAAGGAGAAGCUGCAGUGUCUGAAAGACUUUCACAAGGACAUCCUGAAGCCAUCCCCAGGGAAGAGCCCUGGCACGCGGCCUGAGGAUGAGGCUGAGGGGAAGCCUCCACAGAGGGAGAAGUGGUCCAGCAAGAUCGACUUUGUGCUCUCCGUGGCUGGUGGCUUCGUUGGUUUGGGCAAUGUCUGGCGUUUUCCGUACCUCUGCUACAAAAAUGGUGGAGGUGCAUUUCUCAUACCGUAUUUUAUUUUCCUGUUUGGGGGCGGCCUGCCUGUGUUUUUCCUGGAGGUAAUCAUAGGCCAGUACACCUCUGAAGGGGGCAUCACCUGCUGGGAAAAGAUCUGCCCCUUGUUCUCUGGCAUUGGCUAUGCCUCCAUUGUGAUCGUGUCCCUCCUGAAUGUGUACUACAUCAUCAUCUUGGCUUGGGCCACAUACUACCUGUUCCAGUCCUUCCAGUCGGAGCUGCCCUGGGCGCACUGCAACCACACCUGGAACACACCCUAUUGUAUGGAGGACACUAUGCGCAAGAACAAGAGCCUGUGGAUCUCUCUCAACACCAGCAACCUCACCUCCCCUGUCACGGAGUUCUGGGAGCGCAACGUGCUGAGCUUGUCUUCUGGAAUUGAUAGCCCCGGCUCACUGAAGUGGGACCUUGCUCUCUGCCUUCUUUUCGUCUGGUUGGUCUGUUUCUUCUGCAUCUGGAAGGGCGUCAAGUCCACCGGGAAAGUUGUCUACUUCACGGCCACUUUCCCAUUUGCUAUGCUCCUGGUGCUGCUGGUUCGUGGACUGACGCUGCCUGGUGCAGGCGCAGGCAUCAAGUUCUAUCUGUACCCUAACAUCAGUCGCCUCGAGGACCCACAGGUUUGGAUCGAUGCUGGGACCCAGAUAUUCUUCUCCUAUGCCAUCUGCUUGGGAGCCAUGACCUCACUGGGGAGCUACAACAAGUACAAGUACAACUCGUACAGGGACUGUAUGCUGCUGGGAUGCCUGAACAGUGGUACCAGUUUUGUGUCUGGCUUCGCAAUUUUUUCCAUCCUGGGCUUCAUGGCACAAGAGCAAGGGGUGGACAUUGCUGAUGUGGCUGAGUCAGGUCCUGGCCUGGCCUUCAUUGCCUACCCAAAAGCUGUGACAAUGAUGCCGCUGCCCACUUUUUGGUCCAUUCUCUUUUUUAUUAUGCUUCUCUUGCUUGGACUGGAUAGCCAGUUUGUUGAAGUUGAAGGACAGAUCACGUCCUUGGUUGAUCUUUACCCAUCCUUCCUAAGGAAGGGUUUCCGUCGGGAAAUCUUCAUCGCCUUGAUAUGUAGCAUCAGCUACCUGCUGGGGCUGACGAUGGUGACGGAGGGUGGCAUGUAUGUGUUUCAACUCUUUGACUACUAUGCAGCUAGCGGUGUAUGCCUCUUGUGGGUUGCAUUCUUUGAAUGUUUUGUUGUUGCCUGGAUAUAUGGCAGUGAUAACUUGUAUGACGGUAUUGAGGACAUGAUCGGCUAUCGGCCUGGGCCAUGGAUGAAGUACAGCUGGGCCAUAGUCACUCCAGUUCUCUGUGUUGGAUGUUUCAUUUUCUCUCUCGUCAAGUACAUACCCCUGACCUACAACAAAGUGUACGUGUACCCCACCUGGGCCAUCGGGCUGGGCUGGAGCCUGGCCCUGUCCUCCAUGGUGUGUGUCCCCUUGGUCAUGGUCAUCCGCCUCUGCCAGACAGAAGGGCCGUUCCUCGUGAGACUCAAGUACCUGCUGACCCCGAGGGAACCCAACCGCUGGGCCAUGGAUCGAGAGGGGGCCACACCCUAUAGCUCCCACUCGAGCAUGAAUGGCGCUCUCAUGAAACCCACCCACAUCAUAGUGGAGACCAUGAUGUGAGCUCUCUCGGGCUGACGGGGCUGCUUUCCUGCUGUUUACUAACAUUAGAUUCUCAUAGGACCAGGUUUACAGAGCUUUAUAUUUGCACUAGGAUUUUUUUUUUUUAAUUGUCACAGAAAAUAUUACUGUGUGCGUGUGUGUGUGCGUGUGUGUGGUGUUGUGCGUAUGUGUAUUUUGUUUUGAUUUGGGGAUAUUUUGUACAAAAAAAAAACCCCAUGGGCAGAAGUCCGGGGCAAGGCAGAGCUUUCAUACUGAAUUAGAUGUAUUUUAUGGGAACUGGUAAAUUUUCUUUGUAUUUUCUUUUUUACAUAUAAUUAUAUAUACACUUAGAGAUUGUCAUACACUUUUACCACUUGAAUUGAUCUUGCCAGCAAUAGAUCUCGUUUUCAAAAGCAAUUCUUUGGUGCUUGUGUAGCUGGCAGAAAGUUCUGCCCCAAAAAAACGCAGGGUGGAAUUUUCCUGGGACAGCCAACCCAUUUUAAAGGUGUAGUACCUCCCAGACCUGGUUCAAGUAGAAGCAGACAGCAGGGAGAGGGCCCCACCCACUGGCCAGACCCACAGGGGCUGGAGAAAGGAGAGCUGUCUCAUUACACUUGCAGCCAAGAAGAGAGAUGCCAAAGUAAUGAACCAGCCACCCGAGUUUAAAGGCACUGACUUAAAGCUGACAGGUGAGGCCCUAUAGCAAAAAAACAAAAUCCCACCUUUUAUUUUGAGAUCAGUGUAUUUGGUGAGGGAUGAGGGGUGAGUGAGUGGACCAAAGGAUGUGGGCCCCAAGGUUCGGUGGCCUGGUGUUGGGGAGGGGUGCUUUUUCCCCCUCAUCUCUCUACCCUCGUCUCCCAGAGGCUGGGAGAAACUCUUGACAAGCUCUUGUGGAAGAUCCCAGCCCAGGCCAUGCUGGCUCCUCACAGGAAGAACCAAGAGCGUCUUUGGAGGUUCACUGAAUAUCUGAAUCUAUGAAGUGCUCUCAAAACUCUUCCUCCCAGUUCAGUCACAAGUGCGACGCAGGGUAGAGCCCGGCAAUAAUAAAACUCUUCAUUUCAUCCCUGCAGUAGCUGGUGUCGGAUAUGCACUAUGUGGACCGAGAGGAGGCAGUGAGGGAGCGUUUUCUAGGAAGCUGGGGUUGUUCAGGGGGCUGGCACCCCAGAACUGGCUCUACCGAGAAUGGCGUCUUCUCUGAACCAGAGGGAAGAUACUCUACCUUUAACACAGCUCCACCCUGGCCCCCAUUUGGACCUAAACUGUGCCAUUUAAAGUCACUUCCAAGUUCAGAGUCUAAACGUCACAAGUGGCAGUGACUGCCUAGCAGGGGGGUGGGGGGUAGGGAGUGAAGUCCAGCUCAGGUUUUCAGAGCAGGGCCUCUCUGAAUCCUGAAAACCUCCCCUCCACAAAUCCAAGAGAGGGAGGAGCCUUGGUGUCCCCCUCCCAAGGGGCAGAGGCCAUUCUGAACCUCUUGUCUUGGUAAACUUUCACAUUUCACUGUUUCUAAAGCAUACACUCUGCCAAACAACACCUAUUCCAGACCGUUCACAGUUCCAGUGUGUUCCUGUUUUUCUAUGUAUUUAUGGUUGCCACUGUGUCUGAUUUGAUUUUAUUGUGUUUCCCCCCCCGAAUUUUACUGAGUAGCGAUGUGACCUGUUUCCUUCUGUCUUAUGGAACUUUAGUAAACUAACCACUGUCAGUGAUUAGGGACAGGUGACGUGUGGAUCGAGGGGGGCUUGGCAAGCUGUGGCUACCUGGGCAUCUGUGGUCAUUUCAGGCCACAUUUAUCUCCCCUCUGGGGCUCAGACCUCCAGUGAAAGGCCACAAGGUGGAGGGCAAAUCGCAACAUUCUAAAAAUGGCCCGAGGAAGGCCUCUUCUUAAAAGAUUCCCAGACCAAAUUCUAGACCAAAGACACAUGCAGACCAAGUCCCCAGGUCCCACCUGGUUGGAAGGUCAGCCACUUUCCCCAAGCCCAUUCCUCGACAGUCUCCCCCCAGCACCUGUCUCCAAUCUCUACCCUCGUGUCUAAUCCCCUAGCUCUGGUGUAUCCGCAGAACUUGGCUCUAUGAGUACAAUGUGGAAUGAUGCGUGACUUUUCUAUAUCUCCACAUAAAGGAAACUGUCAUUGGCGCUCAUGACUCUGGUCCGCUUGUCUCUGGAGAGGGGGCAAUCUGCUUAUUCUCUGCCCGGGAUGGGUCAGAAAUUCGGAUGCCCGCACAUAGUCCAGCCAGCCAGACCUGGAAGGGAUGCGAGGGAGGUGUUUAAAGAAUUUUUUUUUAGGAUGCAGAAAUGGGUAGGGGUCCCAGGAGAAAGGGAGAUGCUUCAUCGAACUGGGCCUGGGCCAUGUUAGUUCCUGCAGGGGAGCCCCACGGUCAGUGAUGGAGAGGCUUCCAGGCCCCCCAGUUGACACCCUUGUAAAAUGGGGAAAUGGAGGCCUGGGGUGGGGGAGGAACUUUGACACAACAAGUGGGAAUGGAACCAGACUGUCUGCAGUCAGUUCCAGCUGCAGGUCCUCUGAGGCGUGUGUGACGAGUGUUGAGUACAGCUCCCCAGUGUUCUCCCUGAAGACCAAAGAGGAACCUUUAGGAAAAGGGACGAGAUGAGCAGCAUCCUCCAUCCCCUCACUAUCCUUGGGCCAACUGGUCCCCAAGCUGUGACUCAGGCCUCGAGAAGGAGAGGCAGCCCCUGUUCACCUGGGCCCUGCACCCGGCAGCCCUCCCUGAGCUAGGUGUUGAGAUCCUGAUUGCAUAUGAAGAAACUGAGGCUCAGAGAAGCCAGCUGGUGUGCGGGAGGCAGAACUCUGAGGCAGAAUUCAGCCCGAGGCCACAUAGGACAUUCCCAGUCAGCAGGAAGUGGCCUUGGAUUCUGAUUUCCAGGUGGUACACAGCUCCCUCUCUGUACCUCUGGUCCCCUGAUCUCCCCCAGGUCCCCUGCACAGCCCCAGAGACAGUGAGGAAGCCAGCCCCCCUCAGCCGGUAGCACAGGGCAAUCUUGUGCCACCAGGUCCCACCGCACAGUGGCCAGUGGCCCAGCCGACCUCGCAACACUGUCCUUCUGGAUGGGGAAGUUCUGGGAAGCCAGUGCUAAAGGCAGAGGUGCCUCCCUGCCCCCAUACCUCAGACACAGGCCAGGAAGGGGCCCAAGAGAAAGCCCCUCUAGGUGGCUAGAGGGCCUCACCAGCCCUCAGACCCAAGGUCAGGUGACUCCAAACUGGUCUUUCCAUGUGGAUGCUGUAAAUACCACUGUGCAAAAAUGCAACAAGCACAAAGCCGCAAAACAAAAACCCAGAUAGCAAAAUUGGAGAGGAAUGUGGGCCCCUCCCUCUCGGAAUGCAUCUUGUUUUAAUAGGAAGCCGUUUCAUUGUUCUCUUGUGGGUGUCACUACAGACGUGUUCUGACAAAAUCCCGAAGGAUGAAGCAUCUUGUGAUACAUUUGGCUUCAAACUGAAACAUUAGCUCCAUUUUUUUUUUUUUUUACCCAAUUAAUUUUCAAAUCCUUACCAACUGUGACUCUGUAUUUAGCACAAGAGAAAGCUGGGAACGUGGGUCUUGCCUCCUUCCAGAAAUAUGUCUGGCUCAUCAGGACUUUUUUUUUUUUUAAACUUCAAAAUAUUUUUAAGAUAUUUUAAACUUUUGUAAAAAAAAAAAAUUCAACCAACAAGACACUGUUCUGAGGAGGAACAUUUGUAUUUGAAUAAGAUCCUUGGUGUGUAAUUCAGUCUUGCAAUAUACAAGCUUUUGUGUAUAAAUGUUUUAUGAUAUGAAUCCCUGUAUUCGCAGGGUUUUUCCUUUCCUCUUUUGCUUUUUAGAUACAUAUGUAUAUCAAUAUUUUAAAUCCAUCUUUGCUUUUUUUUAGAGGAGUUUGUAAUCACCUUAUAACAUGAAAAUAAACAUUUCCUUUUUAAAUCCAA
Molecule: messenger RNA, 6096 nt
Organism: Miniopterus natalensis
Lineage: Eukaryota; Metazoa; Chordata; Mammalia; Chiroptera; Miniopteridae
Gene: SLC6A6
Product: solute carrier family 6 member 6
Biological process (GO): amino acid transport; taurine transmembrane transport; sodium ion transmembrane transport
Cellular component (GO): plasma membrane; cell projection
Molecular function (GO): taurine:sodium symporter activity; gamma-aminobutyric acid:sodium:chloride symporter activity
Source: RefSeq, a predicted model, not a curated record